Messenger RNA from Lolium perenne, 2178 nucleotides. RefSeq lists its product as uncharacterized. Lineage: Eukaryota; Viridiplantae; Streptophyta; Magnoliopsida; Poales; Poaceae. Gene Ontology annotation, molecular function: RNA binding; protein binding; translation initiation factor activity. The record is from RefSeq and is a predicted model, not a curated record. Gene Ontology annotation, biological process: translational initiation.
AGUGUAUUUUCGCAGUUAAAUAUGACGGUGCUUUUUCCAUUCAACUACCACUAGACGGUGUUCUCAUCCCCGCCGCCGCCGGCAUUGCCGAGGUCGCCGUCACGAUCCCCGCGACCACCGACGCGGAGAUGGCGGCCGCCGUCGCCGAGCACGGGCAGGCUAACGGCCAAACGCUCGAGCACGGCUGGGCCUUCUGGCUCGUCAGCCCGCAGGUGGAGGCCAGAAGGCAGGUCGCCUCGGAGAGGACCGUCCACACCUUCUCCACCGUCGACGAAUUCUGGAGCCUUUACAACAAUAUCCUCCACCCUAGCAAAUUGGGCGUGGGAGCUGACCUCUACUGCCUCAAGGAUAAGAUUGAGCCGAAAUUGGGAGACCCCAUUUGUGCUAAUGGAGGUAAAUGGACCAUCAGUUGUGGCAAAGGGAAAUCUGACACAUUGUGGGUGCAUACAUUGCUGCCGUUGAUUGGUGGACGAUUCGAAUGUGGGGAUGAAAUUUGUGGUGCAGUCCUCAGCGUGCGUGGGACACAGGACAUGAUAGCUGUAUGGACUAAAGAUUCUGCUAAUGAACCUGCUCAGCAAAUCAUCAGCAAUCAGUGGAAGGAAUUUAUGGAUUACAAGGACUCCAUUGAGUUUAUCGUUCAUGAUAGUAGUGCAACGACGGUACAAUGCUGGUCUACCAAGCUUCCACAAGAUCUCUUCGGUCUCAUCUACAACAGGGUGCCGGAUCCACGCAGCCGCGUGCGUUUUGCUGCUGUCUGCAAGUCGUGGUUUGCUACAGCUGCACGGCAUCCCGUUCCACCCGCACUCCCGUGGCUGCUCCUCUUGCCACGCGAUGGCAACAAGAUGAAGCGCCUUUACUGUCAUGAGGACAACCAGAUCCUGCGUGUCCCGGCCCUGAGAUGUUUCAUCGACCACUGGUUCAUUGGCUGUCACGAAGGUGGAUGGGUUGCCACGUAUGAUCCGGGCCCUUUCAAAAUCGUGAACCUCUUCUCAGGCUUUGAGGUGGCACUCUCUGAGAAGCAGAAGUGGAUUCCCCGCUCUGGCCGCCUUUGCAAAACAAUGAUUUGGAAUAUCAUAUUCUCCAAACCACCCACUUCGAGCGACUGUAUCCUCGCCGCCAUCACGGAUGUUUCUCCUCUUGCGCUCUGUAGGGUUGGCUGUCCAGAUGGUGGGUGGACGAUACAAGAACGAAGAUACAGUGUCAGGCUUGCGGAUAUCACCUUCUGGAAUGGCGAGCUCUAUGGCCUCACGCUAGAGUACUUUGACCUUGUGAAGUUGGAGAUCGGCAUAAACAAAGAUGGUGCGCCACUGGUCACGGGUGUCAAUCGGCCGGCGGUCACCACAGAGCACCAGGUGCCCCCUCAUGAUGUCUGGUACAAAAAGGUGGAUGUCAGUUACAUUUUUGAACUGAAUGGCAAGCUUGGGAUGGCUGUGAAGUUCCCGUGGUCACCCAACUUCAGACCUUACUUCAAGGUGUUUAAUCUCGUUGACGUCGACACCGGUGAGGGGAUGGCAUAUCGCACGUUCAAAUGGGAAGAGGUGAAAAGCUUGGGUGACUUCGCCCUAUUUUUGGGUCCAAAUUGCUCGAGGGCUGUGCACGUGCCGGAGCACAGGCAUGGUGGUGUGCAGAGAAACCGCAUCUACUACAUCCACCGUAGUUGCUUAGGGAGGAAUGUGGUCCCGGAGGAUGACCUGGUGUUUUUGGCAAUCUCGAACAACGAUGGUGACCCUGUGUACUUCAAGGAAGAUGACCAUGAUGGUGUGGAUAUGAUCAGGGCGGUAGGAUACUACGCGAGGAGAGGUCCUUAUCCUCCCAUGUGGCUUCUCCCUCCAGAUUUUUAGAAUGCACGCUAUCUCUGUUCCUUUUGUUUCCGAGUAAGAACAAACUUCAUGGAUUACUGUUGUUUUCAGAAUGAUAUAUCUUGGCGCCCAUAGGGAUCUCAUAUUUUUGUUGUAAGCGGCGAAGGUGGGAGAAGUAGAUAUGGUUUCUCCGCACGUCGCCGCACCCGCUUGUCGGCACGCGCAGCGCCUUGGAGCAUGUUGGUUCAAGAAGAGCGGGUGUUCUCCUAGGCUGUUUACCUCACAGGGUCUAUGCCUUUUAUCUACUAGCUCGUGGAAUUUUAUAAGUAUCUUUAACCCUAAUGGAAAUUGCUAUCUGUAUGAAGGAAUAAUCACUUAA